AUGAUCAUUCUGGGGCAAAGUUUAACAAAUGUGUCUUCUCUUGCAUCUUUCUUUACCGUGGAUUUGAAUGGAACCAGAGCCUUUGAUGAGCAACCGGUGGUUUGUGACUAUAGAGCCUUUGGUAAGAAGACCUUUGAGACAGCGAAAAAAGGUGACUUGACCAUUAUGCCCGAAAGAUUUGAAAAGGAAUUUGACCUCAACACACCAGAGAGAGCUGCACAAGCGGGAGCUGCAGAAAACACUGUUGCAGUUCCAUCAAUUUCAUCAUACUACAUCAACUUAAAGAUAUUUUCAAGUAAAGGAGAUCUAGAACUUUUUAGAAGUAGCAAGAGGGAGACAACAACAGUUAUGAAUUUUUGUAUAGGCGACCAUCACAAGAUUCGGUUACUUUGUAAACUUAGCUUUUUUGUUUAACUCAGCUAGAAAUUGGUUCAUUAACAUGAGUUAUGAAGUACACAAAUGUUUGUUAGAAGAGUGAAGCAAAUGAAGCUUGAUGAAGCAUCAUCUGUUGAAAGUCAGCAUAAGACAACCAUCCCUGCCAUUAAUAAUCUAUGUCAUCCUAAUGAUUUUUAAUAACUUUUGCUUACUAAGCACUAUUAUGUAAGUAAAAUUUUGUACUUAUAGGUGUUCGAUGCAAUUUAUGUGAUCAACUAAAUAGUUGUUUUUUCUUUGUUUUGCUGGGGAAGUGUAAGAGGACC
Lactuca virosa is the source of this 698-nucleotide messenger RNA. The record is from the annotation of a GenBank genome assembly. NCBI's taxonomy places the organism in Eukaryota, Viridiplantae, Streptophyta, Magnoliopsida, Asterales, Asteraceae.